Messenger RNA from Polyodon spathula (Mississippi paddlefish), 3041 nucleotides. RefSeq names its product myoneurin (gene mynn). The transcript has 8 exons. Bases 73 to 1929 code for a protein of 618 amino acids. Gene Ontology annotation, molecular function: protein binding; RNA polymerase II cis-regulatory region sequence-specific DNA binding; DNA-binding transcription factor activity. Lineage: Eukaryota; Metazoa; Chordata; Actinopteri; Acipenseriformes; Polyodontidae. Gene Ontology annotation, biological process: regulation of transcription by RNA polymerase II. The record is from RefSeq and is a predicted model, not a curated record.
CACAAAAUGGCUGAAUGAAAAAAGGGACCAAACAUUUUAACAGGUAUAAAAGGCUGAUUACAUUGUCUCAUUAUGAUGCAACCUCUUCAUCACUGCAAGCAUCUACUAGACCAACUGAACAAACAGAGGCAGGAGGGGUUCCUGUGUGACUGCACCAUUGUGAUUGGCCAGACUCACUUCAGGGCUCACAUGAAUGUACUGGCAGCAUUUAGUGAGUACUUUGGAUGUCAGAGUGGGAAUGCAGAUGUGAACAGUGUCACCUUUCUGGAUCCAACUCUGGUGAACGCCAGCGGGUUUCAGAAGCUGUUGGAUUACGUGUACACAGGAAAUAUUAUCAUUGAUGGUGAGGAUGCUAUUGAAAUCCACAAAGCGGCCACCUACCUCAAAAUAGAGGCGGUGGCAGCGAGAUGUAAACUAAAUGCAGAGCCUGGGAUAGCAGAUGUCAAACUACUGUCUAAAGAAAUUCUGAGUGCUGUCGUGGAGCCGGAGAAGCAGGAUGAUGGCCUUUCCGAACCCAGUGACCUGAGGGAGUUAGAAGUUGUAUUUGUAAGUCAGGACCAAGCCCCUCCACAGCCCAAUAACCCAGAGGUGGAAGAAAAGGGAGCAAAAAAAGCUAGAAAACCCAGAAAAGGACAUGGGACUAAAGCCCAGCAGAGGAGGAGCUGCCAACCAAAAGAGAAGCAGACACAAAAAAACAGCCCAUCCCUGCUGACUGAAGCUUUCAGUGAUGCAAGCAACAAGACAACCCAACUCGGCAUUCAAAUGAUGCAGGGAGACGAGGAACUGGAUAACGAGUCUUCAUUAGGGAUGGACAGUGAAAGUCUUCCAGACCAAAAUGCAUUGAUUCAAAAAUCUGUGGUAAAGAAAGGAAAGUCCCGGAAGCUUUGUACGUUGAAGGAGAACUGUGCCUCGGAUGCGCUAAGCGAAGAUAAUGUAGACAGCUUGGACAGCAGUGAGGCAGAAGGACUGUCUGAGAAGCAGCUGAAGAUGAAGCCGGUGUGUAACACCUGUGGGAAAGUGUUCUCUGAAGCCAGCAGCUUGCGGAGGCACAUGCGAAUACACAAAGGUGUAAAGCCCUACGUCUGCCAGCUUUGUGAGAAAGCGUUUACACAGUGCAACCAGCUGAAAACGCACGUCCGCACUCACACGGGGGAAAAGCCAUACCAGUGUGAUACGUGUGAUAAAGGCUUCGCUCAGAAAUGUCAGCUGGUUUUCCACAGUCGUAUGCAUCAUGGGGAAGAGAAACCGUACAAAUGUGAUAUCUGUGGCCUGCAGUUUGCCACAUCCAGUAACCUGAAAAUACACUCCAGGAAGCACAGUGGAGAGAAGCCAUAUGUUUGUGAGCGGUGUGGGCAGCGCUUUGCUCAGGCCAGCACUCUCACUUACCACGUCCGGCGCCACACAGGAGAAAAGCCCUACAUCUGUGAUACGUGUGGUAAAGCGUUCGCUGUCUCCAGCUCUCUCAUCACACACGCUCGGAAACACACAGGAGAGAAGCCAUAUGUGUGUCGCACUUGUGGAAAACGUUUUAUUUCUUCAGGAGAGCUUAACAAGCACUGCAGGUCCCACACAGGUGAAAAGCCUUUUGUCUGUGAAUUGUGUGGAAACUCCUACACAGAUGUGAAGAAUCUAAAAAAGCAUAAAGCAAAGGCACAUGGUGUGUCUGCAGUGGAAAGAAACCUGGACCCUAAUAUAAGCUCUGAAGCCUUAGCGGACACAGACACAUUGGAGAAAGUGUCUCUGCAGGAAACCACCCAGCUAAAGUCUGCUGACAUCCCACUCUCCCUCACCCUGCCCAUGACCACAGAAGACCAGCAGAUGCUUUUGUCAGCAACUGACAGCUCCUCCAUUUCCUCAGAGCAGUUGCUGAGGUCAGCGGUGACAGGCUAUUCCGAACCCCAGUUCAUCUUCUUACAGCAGCUCUAUUAAACAGACACCAGAAACGAUCCACUCAGAAAUUCAUACAGUGUUAACAAGCACAGUAAGAAUUAUGUUAUCUAGUGUACGUGCCAGACAAUUGAAAUGUGCUGUUGUCUAACCGAAUGUAGUGUACUUAAUUUUGAUGUCUCAGCUUUAAUUGAAUAAUGAGCACAUACAGUUUAUCUACAUUCAGCUAUAUGCAAUCUGCAAACCCACAAUGUCAGGAACCGUAAAGAAUAUUUAGGCUUCUACUGUUUAUAGCGUUCUUUGUACCACACAGGAACAUUUCCAUAUGUUCAGGCAUGUGCACAGAGAUGAUACCCUGUUGAUUAUUUAUGUUGUUGUGGACUUCAGUACCAUGUGCUUAUUAUGCAGAUUUUAUUGUCAGAAGCUGAUCAUGUUAUUCCUACUGCAUAAAAAUCAAGUGAAGAUACAAGUUGCUGGUCUUGACAUUUUUAUUAAGCUUGUUAUUUUCAGUGCAAGAAAAAAGUUCUUAUGAAAUCAUUGAUAAGUUAAUUUGUCUACUAUUUGCAUUUUUCUGUAUUUGUGUGUAUUUCAGUAAGCAGCGGUGUGCUACUGUUUUGAUGCUUAGUUUUGAGGAAUUGGUUAACAUAGUACCAGUUGUAACCAUGAUGUUCUAUCUUUUAUAAUCAAUAUUUCCAGUUUAACAAACAGUAUUGUAUCUUUUCUUUGGCCUCUUCCUGUAAUUAAUUCUGCUGAACUGGUGACAGCAUAGAUGUCAUGUUAGGAAUGAAUGCUUCAAGAACUGUAUCUGGAAUAAAAAGCAUCCCUUCUGUACAUUUCAUGUAAACUGUUACAUAAUAAAAUGCAUAAUAAUCAAUGUCUGCAUAGCUUGCACAAAUGCUAAAUAUGUACUUGUAAAUUAUUAAUGGAUUUCACCAAGUACGAUGUGAGGUUAAAAUAAGUUUUUCCACCCUUAGAUAUGGUUGUGAGAGUGUUUUUAUCUUUUGUAGUGUGUAUGUAAAUACAGCUGUAUAUAAUUCAAGAUGUUAAAGAAAAAUGGGCUUUUGUUUGGUGCUAUAACAUCAUGUGUUGUACAUUUUAGAAAGUGUUUUUUGUAUCUUCUCAAGCUUUUCUUGAAUAAAAUAAGUUUUACUAUC